AUGGUGAUUGCACCUCAACUGGACUGGAUCGAUACUUCACAGAACAUCUAUCGCAACGACAUCCCAUUGAUCAGCCUGGAAAUUCCCUCGGUCCGAUGGGCACUUCUGGCUUUGGCCGCUGGCGAUCUUGGCUCUAUGCUGACGUCCAACUCUAUGGAGCCACGUCCUGACUAUUUGUCCAUGCAGGAUAAGCUCCAACACGAGGCAUUGGGCCCGCUUACAGCUCAUAUUUAUCAACUGACUCAUAAUCCUCAUCCCUAUGGGUCUCUCAGUGUGGACGAGCUCCGAGGGUUGCUUGUGUCAAUGUUCCUGCUCGUUUCUCUGGGCAUUCGGACGGGCCGCGGCCCGAUUUGGAGGCUGCACAUGCGAGCUGCUUAUGCUAUUUCUCAUGCAUGGCUGGCGGCCGAUGACACUCACCUGGAAGAUGAUGAUGGGAUCGAAAAGUCUAUCAUAGCGUUACUGAGCGAAUUUCAGACAUGGAGCUCGAUUACUGCUAUCGAUCGGCCUCCAAACUGGAAUUUGCGAAUUUCUUGUAAUAGGGCUGAGGGACCAUUUCACAAAUACGUCAGCAUCAUUCGUCACAUUACCGAAUUGGCGCGUGACCAGCGGUUUAGUUCGAACCAGAGCAUUUCAACUCGUAACUCAGACUGCCUUCGCAAGGACAUCAAGGAAGCUAGGCGUAUAGCGACCGUUCAAAUACAGAAGAUCGAUUUCCAAACUCGCCAGGCAAGGCAAUCCUUCUCUGCUAUGAUUGAUAUUUAUUAUCAGGCGACCCUCAUCUACUUCUUCCGCGUGAAGGGCGAUGAUUGUGCUGAUCAAGCUUCGUGCACGAUUGCACGAAACCACCUCUUUGAAUCGUUACGAGGAGUUUUCGAUAUGGAAUCUAUUGCGCACUGUUUGGCCUGGCCACUUCUAAUCGCCGGCACGGAGUGCCACGAUUGCAUUGAUGACCAGAUUUUCAUCGAGCACAAGAUGCUCGAAGUGAUUAAAAUGACCGGAGGUCUUGAUCGAGCGCGCAUGAUGGGACUUCUUCGUGAGCUGUGGGCUACUGGUCAGCAACAGACCGUUGUGAAUUGGAUUACGAUGGCGAAACAGUGGGAUCGAGUUGGAGAUCCUAUUCUGAUACAAUAG
Exophiala bonariae is the source of this 1131-nucleotide messenger RNA. RefSeq lists its product as uncharacterized. The record is from RefSeq and is a predicted model, not a curated record. The transcript has a single exon. The coding region runs from base 1 to 1131 and encodes 376 amino acids. NCBI's taxonomy places the organism in Eukaryota, Fungi, Ascomycota, Eurotiomycetes, Chaetothyriales, Herpotrichiellaceae.